CAUGGCGUCCAACUUCAACGACAUAGUGAAGCAGGGAUACGUGCGGAUCCGCAGUAGGAAACUAGGGAUCUUCAGGAGAUGUUGGCUGGUGUUUAAGAAAGCAUCAAGUAAAGGACCAAGACGCUUAGAAAAAUUUCCAGAUGAAAAAGCUGCUUACUUCAGGAAUAUUCACAAGAUAACCGAGCUGCACAACAUCAAGAACAUUACCAGGAUGCCUCGGGAGACGAAGAAACAUGCGGUGGCAAUUAUCUUCUAUGAUGAGACGUCAAAGACGUUUGCCUGUGAGUCAGAGCUGGAGGCAGAGGAGUGGUGCAAGCUCCUCUGCAUGGAGUGCCUCGCCACCCGACUCAACGACAUCAGCCUAGGGGAGCCGGACCUGCUGGCGGCCGGCGUGCAGCAGGAGCAGAAUGAGCGGUUCAACGUGUACCUGAUGCCAACCCCGAACCUGGACAUUUAUGGGGAAUGCACCAUGCAGAUCACGCAUGAGAACAUCUAUCUGUGGGACAUCCACAACGCCAGGGUCAAGCUGGUCAUGUGGCCCCUGAACUCUCUGAGGAGGUACGGGCGGGACUCCACGUGGUUCACGUUCGAAUCCGGAAGGAUGUGCGACACCGGAGAGGGACUGUUCACCUUUCAGACACGGGAGGGAGAGAAGAUCUAUCAGAGGGUGCAUUCAGCCACCCUGUCCAUUGCGGAGCAGCACGAGAGGAUGAUGAUGGAAAUGGAGAAGAGCUCGCAGACGCACUCCGGUCCCAACGAGACGGCAUUAUCAAAGUCAAUAUCUUUGCCCCGCAGUGCUUACUGGCGUCACAUCAUGCGUCAAAACAGCGUCGGCGACAUCUACGGUUUGCAAGGGAUGACUAUGGCGCUCAUCCCCCGAGCGCAGACCUUCCCCAGCUUCCUGUCCGAGCAGAGCCCCGAUGAGCAUCAUCAGCAUCAUCAGCAGCAGCAUCAUCAGCAGCAGCAGCAUCAGCAGCAGCAGCAGCUGGACGUGGCCGCAGAGCAGGCGGUGUCUCCCUCUAGUGGCCACUGUCCGAACUGGAGCUCCAGCCCAGUGCAAUGACACAGUACUGACUGUCAUCUCAUCUCCUUUUACACCCCAAAGACUGGACAUUCCAGUCAUAUACUUCUAGAAAGAGUGUCUUUGCAUAUAGGACUCGCGGAACAAUGCACACACUUCGUAGGGGACUUCUCCCGGUAUUUGGUAUUUGGUUGACGAUACGACCCGCGGUCAGAGGUUACACCGAAACCGGAGCGUUUUCCUCCUGGUCCAACGGAAGGAUACGUUCUGACUGCUGUAAGAGCGCGUGAAGACGAAUGCAGCCAUUCACCGUAAAAAGAGCACUUAAAAACACACCUGAUGUACUGUUUUGUACACCGCAUAUCCACCGGUAAAUGUCACUCAUGUUUUUACCCAUGGUUGAUGAUAUGACAUCAGCUUGAUUAUAUUA
Scleropages formosus (Asian bonytongue) is the source of this 1451-nucleotide messenger RNA. RefSeq names its product docking protein 6 (gene dok6). The record is from RefSeq and is a predicted model, not a curated record. Gene Ontology annotation, cellular component: cytoplasm. The transcript has 8 exons. Gene Ontology annotation, biological process: cell surface receptor protein tyrosine kinase signaling pathway. NCBI's taxonomy places the organism in Eukaryota, Metazoa, Chordata, Actinopteri, Osteoglossiformes, Osteoglossidae. Bases 2 to 1063 code for a protein of 353 amino acids.